Plutella xylostella (diamondback moth) is the source of this 2394-nucleotide messenger RNA. NCBI's taxonomy places the organism in Eukaryota, Metazoa, Arthropoda, Insecta, Lepidoptera, Plutellidae. The record is from RefSeq and is a predicted model, not a curated record.
AACACCAAUUAAUGUUCAUACGCAGUGUAGUUACUAAUUAGGUACGUAUUCUCUGUAAUGAAAAUCGGGAGCUUACAAACAUGUGAUUAGAUUGUGGAAUCAAAUUAACUGAAUAAAAAUAUUUUUAUUUAAAUAUGUAGAGCAUUAUUAGUGUUCUGAAACACACUCGACGCAGCUGCGACAUGCCGCCACCUGUUAUUAAGCAGGUGUACGCGUCAUGCGGCGCGCUGUGCCUGUUCUUCACCAACGGCUACCUGCUGGGGCUGCAGGCGGUGCUGGCGCCGAGCCUGCGCGGGGGACCGCUGCGCCUCACAGCCGACCAGGAGUCCUGGAUACCGUCGUCGCUGAUCCUGAUGGUGUUUCCGUCGGAGGUGUUGUUCGGGGUGGUGAGCGACGCGCUGGGGCGGCGGCGCGUGCUGCUGGCGGCGCUGCUGCCCUGCCUGGCGGCGGUCGCGCUGCUACACUGCGCCGGCAGCUACCCCGCGCUGCUGGCCGCCUACUGCUGCGCCGGCGUGGGCGGCGGCGGGCUGUUCGUCGCUUCCAUGACCGUGGCCGAGCUCACCGCGCCCCGCUACCGGCCAGCCUUCAUCAGCUGCCAGCUGCUCACGCAGAUCACCGCCAUUGGCCUCGCGCAUUACAUCAGCAACUUCGUGGACUGGAGGAGCCAGAUCAUAUACGUGGCGAUCCCAUGCGUGCUCGGCAUGCUGGCGACUCUGACGGCGCCGGAGAGCCCGGUGUGGCUCGCGGCUAGGGGACGCUUCGAGGAGGCCAAGGCCGCGCACUACUGGCUGCACGGUGAUGAUGCCACUGACUCGCUGCAGCAGCUCAUCAAAAACCAGGAGAUGGAAAUCCAUGCCCGGAUCCAUAAAACAGACAAAUCAUGGAGGUGUCGAGUGUCUUUUUUAAAAGAAAAGCAAUUUCUACGUGCCAUGUUUUUGGCUUUCGCUGCGGCAAUUUUCAUCGAAAACUGUGGGAAGCAAUUGUUUAACGCGUACGCCAUAGACAUGAUCAACAUGAUCAUGCACGAGCCCGAGCACGUGUACUACUACGCGGCCAUGUUGGACGCGGUGGACGUGGUCAGCCUGGCGCUCUCCAUCGUCCUCAUACAGAAGUUCAACAGAAGAACUCUGCUCAUGAGCCUCGGGUUUCCCGCUCUGACGUUGCUGUUCAUCACCAGUUUGUUCUCCUUCUUGAUGUCAAAAGACAUAGUGCCUGCAAGAUUCGCGUGGGUGACGCUACUGCUGCUGUCAGUGUACUUCUUCAUGCUGAAUAUCGGCGUGAUUCCGUCGCUUUACACGGUGAUGAACGAGGUGUAUCCAGUAGACCACCGCGGGGCGGGCGCGGCCGCCACGUCGUUGGCCUACGUGUCCGUGAUGUUCGUAGUCACAAAGCUGGCCCCCGCGCUGCUGCGGGGGUGCGGGGUGGGGGGUCUGCUGGCUGCCAGCGCCGCCGUGUCUGCGCUGUCGCUGCUGGGCCUGUGCUGGCGCCUGCCGGAGACCGGCGGGAGGACGCUGGUGGACAUCAGCGAGCAGCUGCGCGCGCGGGGGGUGGAGGAGGAGCGGGGGGCGUGGGGGACGCGGGGGGCGGGGCGGCACCUCGCGGGGGACGUCCGGGACAAGUUCCUCAAGACGCCGUAUCCGCCGUCGCCCACCAGCUUGUUGAAUGUGGAGUACGUUAGUGUGCAACAAAAUUGCUGUUGAUGGAGCUAAGACUAGGUAAUAUAGGUGUACUAAGUUCUUGCUAUUUAUAGUGGCUAGUAUCUAAUAUUUUUAUUAUUUUUCAUGUUGGACGUUGUCGGUGGGCAGCUGCUAUGCAGGAUCUUUGUCAAGAUUCCACCCUAUACAAAUAAUAAUUUAUUACCUGUAAGGUUAUUAUGUUUGUGAUCACAGCUGUAUUUCUUCUUCUGACCUCUACUAUGUCACACUGGUACAUAUUAUGUGCAUUACAAAUACAUGGCACAAUAGCUAAUACAAUAAAACCUGUAUAAGUGCCACUUCUACUAAAUUAAUCUAACUUUAUAAUUAUUAUAGCCUCAGAUAAAGAGGUAUAAAAUACACUAGAUGUUUCAAUUUGUUUUUAAUGUAAACAUUAAAUUGUAAGAACAAAUCUCAGCCAUGUAAAGGUACACAGUUCUGCAGACAUAACAAAAAUACAAACCUACCGACGAAUGACGAGAGGUGUUCGUUUACCUUCACAUUAGAACCUCACGUUAAACGCUCUUCACGGCAGGCGCGCGGGUCACAUUCGAGCGACAUUUGAUAAAAUGUCUACAAAUAAAGUCGAACAUAAUAAAAUUAUCGCAAUCUAAUGUAAAUUUGUGAUCCAAGAGGGUGAAUGAUAUUACUUCUGUUAAAUUUAGCACCAAUAUGCGAAUGUGUAUUCAAUGACGAUAUA